Molecule: messenger RNA, 1047 nt
Organism: Penicillium paradoxum
Lineage: Eukaryota; Fungi; Ascomycota; Eurotiomycetes; Eurotiales; Aspergillaceae
Product: mitochondrial 37S ribosomal protein mS38
Exons: 2
Coding region: 1-1047 (348 amino acids)
Biological process (GO): mRNA processing
Cellular component (GO): mitochondrion
Source: RefSeq, a predicted model, not a curated record
AUGUUGUCAACCUCUCUACGCCGGGCGGCAUGGGCUCCCAUGCCGUUGCCGGGGAUAACUCGCUCCAGUCAGAAUCUUACCAGCAGCUUGCUUGGCGCAAUCCGACCUCUGCACGAACGCCGGUAUUCCUCAUCUUCCAAACCACCCGUCCCGCCCAGCGAUGGCUCCCGACGAAUGGACACCUCUGCCCCGGCAAAGGGAGUCAACUCCUCUAGCGAGAAGAACAAGGCUACCCGCCGUCGGGGGAAGGACAGCGCUUCCCGGAGCGGAUCUUCAAAGUCUAGCCAGUAUUCGGCAUUUUCCAACCUCCCCAGUGUCCCCUCGACACAGCACCGACAGCCUCAUGAUGUCCAUGUCGCGUCGUUCUUUUCCAUCCACCGACCAAUCUCGGUGACGACCACUGUGCCCCCGACCUCGACCACUGAUGCCUUUGAAGCGAUCUUCUCGUCAAAGCGCCCGCUGAGGAACGAGCCGCAGGACGUCAUCUUCACUCUCUCCUCGGCCGUGCAGUCGAUGGAUCCCGCCUCGCAAGGCAUGUCCGAGUCCGAAGAUCAGUUCCGGACUUUCAGCGAACAGGAUGGCGAGCUCCGCAUGUUGGAUGGACCCGAUGCCAAGAUGUCUGUGGAGGAAUACACCCGUCGUCUUCGUCCCUUCCAGCCUCCUCCCCCACCCGUCCCCAUGGACACAUCCGCUUUCGAAGCUGCCGAGUCCACCGAAUCUCAGCUCGACAACGAGUACCAGACCUACUCGACCGUCCUGACCAUUCGCGAGGCCCGCCACGCCGAUGGCCGCAAGACCUACGAGGCUCACACCGGUCCUUUCGUCCGCAACGGCGAGAUGGAGGGCCCAUCUGGUCUGCACGAAGAGAUCUCCAUUGAGGCACCCUCCGAUUCCACUGCCGGCAUGACCUACAUGGAGCGUGUGCGUAACAACCGCACCAUGUACGCCAUCAGCACCAAGAGACGCCGCAAGGUCAAGAUGAAGAAGCACAAGUUCAAGAAGCUGAUGAAGAGGACGCGUACCCUGAGACGGAAACUUGAUAAGUAG